AUGGGUCUUGGUGGUAGUAGUUUAAGUGUUCCAGGUGGUGGUACAGAAGGUUUUCAUGUUCUUCGUGUUCAAGAAGGAUCACCAGGACAUAAAGCUGGCUUAGAGCCUUAUUUUGAUUUUAUUGUUAGUAUUAAUGGUAUUCGACUUAAUACAGAUGAUGAAAAAUUUAAAGAAACCUUAAAAGCAAAUAUUAAUAAACCAGUUGAAUUACAGGUUUAUAAUAGUAAAACACAAGCAGUACGACAAUUACCUUUAGUUCCACAUGAAAAUUGGGGUGGCCAAGGUUUACUUGGUUUAAGUAUUCGUUUUUCAUCAUUUGAUAAGGCAAAUGAAAAUGUAUGGCAUAUAGUUGAUGUUCAACCUCAUUCACCAGCUGCAUUAGCAGGUUUACGUUCCGAUACUGAUUAUAUUAUUGGAGCUGAUACUUUAUUAAAUGAUUCAGAAGAUUUCUAUGCAUUAAUCGAAUCAAAUCAAGGCAAACCAUUAAAACUUUAUGUUUAUAAUAGUGAUAAUGAUUCAACACGUGAAAUAAAUCUUACACCAAAUAUUGGAUGGGGCGGUGAAGGUAGUUUAGGUUGUGGAAUUGGUUAUGGUUAUUUACAUCGAAUACCAUUUCGAACAACGAAUUCACCACCAGUAACAAAACCUAAUCAAUUGAUGACGAAUGGUGAUAAAGCUCCAUUACUUUCUUCAAUACCACCACCAAAUAUGAAUGGAGGUGCACAUAUGAGUUUUACACUUCAACCGGUUAAUAUGCCACCAAUAACUGUAACAAUGCCAAGUUUACUUGUUCCACCGCAGGUUAAUACUAAUAAUACAACGACUGCCGCAACAAAUGAAAUAACAACAACUACAAAUGCUACAAUACAACCAAUGGUAUCAAAUGAUUCCAAUCAAUAUUCUAAAUAUUUUGGCGAGACAACGUUUAAUCCAUCAUCAAACAUUACACCAACUACUGUGCCUUCAAAUUCUUCAAUUUCGUUACCAAAUUAUAGCAAUAUUCAACCUUCAUAUAUUCCUUUUCCUGCUCCUCAACAACAACAACAACAAUCAACGAAUGUAAUCUCUACCGACCAAUCAUCAUCAUCAUCAUCCACAAUUCAAGCUCCAUUCAAUUUCAAUGCACCGAAUCCACAACAACAUUAUUUUCAACCUAUUCUUCCUUCUCCAUUUACUAACUCUCAACACGUACACUCACAAGUGCAAGCACCAAUACAAUUUAAUCCAAAUGCAUUAAAUACUUUUCCACCAUCACAAUACAAUCCUAAUGCAUUAAAUACUUUUCCUGCACCACAAUACAAUCCUAAUAAUCAUGGACAUUCACAUGAUUUUGAUACUAGUGGACAUGGUCACAGUCAUGAUCAUGGUCAUAAUCAUAGUCAUUAG
Molecule: messenger RNA, 1386 nt
Organism: Adineta steineri
Lineage: Eukaryota; Metazoa; Rotifera; Eurotatoria; Adinetida; Adinetidae
Source: the annotation of a GenBank genome assembly